Messenger RNA from Olea europaea var. sylvestris, 396 nucleotides. RefSeq names its product early nodulin-like protein 1. The coding region runs from base 1 to 396 and encodes 131 amino acids. Lineage: Eukaryota; Viridiplantae; Streptophyta; Magnoliopsida; Lamiales; Oleaceae. Gene Ontology annotation, cellular component: plasma membrane. The transcript has 2 exons. The record is from RefSeq and is a predicted model, not a curated record. Gene Ontology annotation, molecular function: electron transfer activity.
AUGCCUGAAAAUCAGCCGUCAUGUUUUUCCUGUGUUCUUUCUGAAGUAAGAGAGUUCGUAGUGGGCUAUAAAAAUAAUUUAUGGGCAGUUCCAUCUUUUGUUGACGAGUUCAACAAAUGGGCUAAGAAAACUCAUUUUCAGAUUGGGGAUUCUUUAGUUCUGAAGUAUAAUUCCAAGACUUAUUCAGUGCUGGAAGUGAACGAGGAAGACUACAAAAUCUGCAACAACGCCAAUCCAAUAAAAUCACACAAUGAUAGAGAAACUACAUUUUCAGUAGAAAAAUCAUGUCCAUUUUUCUUUAUCAGUGGAGCUGAAGAACAUUGCCAAAAAGGUCAAAGGCUAGAGGUUAUGGUUUUGUCCGAAAAAAAUGGCUCCAGCCACCAAUCUACAGCGUAG